UGUUUACCAUUUCGGAUAGGAAAUGGGCAGUUGAUAAGAACCAGACUCCAACUUAUAUCUUGCGUUACUCUUCGGACAUUUUCGCUCAGUUUAUCGUCAACCGUGAUACACGCUAGAGAUUCAAAGUGGUAGACAACAUGCUGAAGGUCCGGUUGAUUUCGCUGCUCGCUAGCAUCUUGAUAAUUUGUGUCACGAUCGUGACAUCCAAGAACUACAAAUGCACUGUCGUCAACGAAGCCGGUUUCUGCUUCCUGGAAAACGUUGUUCUGAACGAUUCGUACAGUAUGAAAACCCUCGAGGUUCCCAAGCACCCGAUUUUGCUGAUAAAAUCCGGCUCAAUUCCACACUUCACUAAGGAAAUCUACGCCCAUAUGCCAGCGGUUCGCCUUCUGCAUAUGUACAAUAACACUGGUAUCCGGAAGCUACUGGUCGCGAGCAGCAACCUCACCGAGAUUAACCUGCAGCGAAACGGAUUGCUGGAAUUCGAUAUAGAACCAGUGGAAAAUAGCGUGCUGAAAACGCUAACCAUUGUCCACAAUGCCAUCACGAUCAUUCCCAAAAACAUCCGCUUUCUGGAGGGUUUGGAGAAGUUAUACCUCUACAACAAUUCCAUCGAGUACGUGGAUUUGGAGCUGUUCGAGAACGCGACCUCCCUCAAAGUGCUCUCGCUCUACGACAACAAGAUCAAGACGCUCGAUUCUCGGGUGGACCUCCGCUUCGUUAACCUUCAGACUCUUUCGCUGAGCAAGAACAAGCUGGCGUUCAUUCCGUACUUCUUCGAGGCCUUCCCCCUGCUGAACGCCAUCUCACUUCGCAAGAAUCCCUGGAACUGCCGCUGGCUCGAGUCGGCGAUGAGUCACAUCGAGCAGCGACGGAUUCAGAUCGCUCGCAAGGAUGCCCUCUGCCGGGAUCGUUGGGUCGGGGACAUCUGCUGCUACAAAACGGUGAUGGAUUUCGUGCUGCAUCUUCAGCAGGAACAAACAGGCAAAGAUCGGGAGGAGCUCCGUGCGGUGGCCCAACAGAGCCAGACUCUCAAGCAUCUGCUCGAGCAGUUGAGUGACAGUGUGCACAAAUUGGAAGUGGCAAGCAAUAAAAAUUGAGCUUUGAAGUUUCAGAGACGCAAAGAAGAACGUUUUUCUCUGCGAUAGCAUUAUUUCAUAAGUUUUUCCCUCCUCCUGGAAUGAAAAAUGUUGCCUUUACAGCAGAAAAGAUAUGUGCCGAUAAGAAAAGUUUCAAUCGCGAUGGAAAGUGUGAAAUUGGGUCUUGAAGUGAAAAGUGGCAUAAAAUUUAUGCGCGGGACCGAUAAAACUGUGUAUCGUUAGGCCAUACAAAAGCCACCAAAAAUUAUAACUCAAAUUGCAGCCAAUCAACAGUUAA
Toxorhynchites rutilus septentrionalis is the source of this 1377-nucleotide messenger RNA. RefSeq names its product platelet glycoprotein V-like. The record is from RefSeq and is a predicted model, not a curated record. Bases 138 to 1100 code for a protein of 320 amino acids. Lineage: Eukaryota; Metazoa; Arthropoda; Insecta; Diptera; Culicidae. Gene Ontology annotation, cellular component: plasma membrane. The transcript is spliced from 2 exons. Gene Ontology annotation, molecular function: protein binding.